Mytilinidion resinicola is the source of this 1332-nucleotide messenger RNA. RefSeq lists its product as uncharacterized. The record is from RefSeq and is a predicted model, not a curated record. The coding region runs from base 220 to 1083 and encodes 287 amino acids. Lineage: Eukaryota; Fungi; Ascomycota; Dothideomycetes; Mytilinidiales; Mytilinidiaceae. The transcript has a single exon.
CCCAAGGCCUAACAGUCCUACGCUAUAAGGUGAUCAAUGCCGUUCUCCCGCUUUGAGCAGGAGGCAGAAAGCGACACCACUAAAUUAUCAUGAAUCCUUCUGUCUGAAAUCGAAGACCUAUUCUAUGUAUUAGCAAAAGCAGCCUGAUGACCGGCGCCUUUUACUUGGAUUCAGUAAUUCCUAGGCCCCGUAUUAGACUAUACUGGGCCAAAUCAUUGCAUGUUCCCUCAUCCACCCCAAAAUGUGGUCCAUGGCUGGAUGUCGACGCCGAACAUUCGGGGAACUCGGGAUAUAUUGUCCAGCAGCCUCUCCACUAUCUGGCUGUGCACCUGGACAUGCCUUUGUCUCAACAUACCCCUAGCACGCUCCCGUCGGGGGUAUCGCGCUCUCUUGCACAAAUUCCGCUGGCAGCUCUUUGCCAUCUUCUUCCCGGAAGUGCUGGUCGGUACUGCAGCUGAACAAUGGUUGUCCGCCCGCCAGUCGGUGACAGCAUUUUCCCGGCUGGGCCAUUCUCAAUGGACCAUACGACACGGUUUCUUUGCUGAUAUGGGCGGUAUCCUGGUUGCGUUUCGAGAUUGCGAACCGUUUCCUGUUGACAGCCAGCAACUCGCCUACCUGGUGGAAAAUAAACACCUAGCCAUGCCGGCCAUCUCAGUAGACGACAUCCUGUGUGUGGAUAAAGCAAAUGGGCUGGCACGCUUUCUUACCAUGGUUCAGAUGCUCUGGUUCUGCGUCUCCUGCAUCGCGCGAGGGGCGAGUGGUCUGGGAUUCUCGACGCUUGAAGUGUCGACACUUGCCUUCAUCUUCUGCACGUUGCACACUUUCUUCUUCUGGUACUAUAAACCUCUGGAUCCGGAAUUACAGAAAAUCGUGCCCGUGGUCACUGACAUCACGCACUUAUUUCAACGUUCUGGCAUUUCUCUUGAUUCCCUAGAAUCUUAUACAUUGACGCCGCUCGACUUCGUCAAGCCGCCCCCAGAUUCAAGGAGCCUUAUCACGCCAUUCUGGUUCGGACUCAUGGUUGUCUUCGGCCAGGUGCGCAGGAGAUAUCUUGCUUCAAAUUUUAUCUUUUUAGAAUUCUGAAUGAGAUAGAAGCUCUUCACCUUGGGCCAUGUGGAAAAUUGUUGAGGCACUUCAAGCAGUGGCAUACAGGUGUAAAUACCUAUGAGACAGAGUGCUUGAUGAGUGCCAAUUCUUUUUCACGCCCAGCGUGCCAGCCAAGCAUGGCUCCCUGGUGGUGUGCCUCUACUGGUCGAAGUGAUGUCUCGCCUGAAGUGAUACUCGUGUUGGUCAUUGAAAUAUUCUAUGUGCUUUGCAACCCAAAGCCGUAUG